Phodopus roborovskii (desert hamster) is the source of this 2462-nucleotide messenger RNA. RefSeq names its product monoamine oxidase B (gene Maob). Gene Ontology annotation, molecular function: oxidoreductase activity. The transcript is spliced from 15 exons. Lineage: Eukaryota; Metazoa; Chordata; Mammalia; Rodentia; Cricetidae. The record is from RefSeq and is a predicted model, not a curated record. Bases 121 to 1683 code for a protein of 520 amino acids.
AGGCACCUAGCCAGCUUAUAGCCCAGGCGCUAGUGAGAGGGGACAGUGCUCAGCGCGGAGCAAGCAGAAGCUCUGACACUCUAGCAGCCAAGGCCACCGACCGAGAACCUGGCGAGCACCAUGAGCAACAAAUAUGAUGUGAUCGUGGUGGGGGGCGGCAUCUCAGGUAUGGCAGCAGCCAAACUCCUGCAUGACUCUGGCCUCAGUGUGGUGGUUCUGGAAGCACGAGAUCGUGUGGGAGGCAGGACUUACACAAUUAGGAAUGAAAAUGUUAAAUAUGUGGACCUAGGAGGAUCUUAUGUUGGGCCAACCCAAAAUCGUAUCUUGCGGUUGGCCAAAGAGCUGGGAUUGGAAACCUAUAAAGUGAAUGAAGUUGAACGUCUGAUCCACUAUGUAAAGGGAAAACCAUAUGCCUUCAGGGGCCCAUUCCCACCAGUGUGGAAUCCAAUCGCCUACCUAGAUCAUAACAAUCUCUGGAGGACAAUGGAUGAGAUGGGGGAAGAGAUUCCCAGUGAUGCUCCAUGGAAGGCACCCCUUGCAGAAGAGUGGGACUACAUGACAAUGAAAGAGUUGCUAGAUAAGAUCUGCUGGACCAAAUCUGCAAAGCAACUUGCCACACUCUUUGUGAACCUGUGUGUCACUGCAGAGACCCAUGAGGUCUCUGCUUUGUGGUUCCUGUGGUAUGUAAAGCAGUGUGGUGGCACAACCAGAAUCAUCUCAACAACCAAUGGAGGGCAGGAGAGGAAAUUUAUUGGUGGGUCUGGUCAAGUGAGUGAGCGGAUAAUGGACCUCCUUGGGGACCGAGUGAAGCUUGAGAGGCCUGUGAUUCACAUUGAUCAGAAUGGGGAAAAUGUUGUUGUGGAGACCUUAAACCAUGAAAUAUAUGAGGCUAAGUAUGUGAUUAGUGCCAUUCCACCUGUUCUGGGCAUGAAGAUUCACUAUAGUCCACCCCUGCCGAUGCUAAGAAACCAGCUGAUCACUCGUGUGCCUUUGGGUUCAGUCAUUAAGUGCAUAGUUUAUUAUAAAGAGCCCUUCUGGAGGAAAAAAAAUUUCUGUGGAACCAUGGUUAUUGAAGGAGAGGAAGCUCCAAUCGGGUACACAUUGGAUGACACCAAACCAGAUGGUACUUAUGCCGCUAUAAUAGGCUUUAUUCUUUCUCACAAAGCUAGAAAACUGACACGGCUUACCAAAGAAGAAAGACUAAGGAAACUUUGUGAGCUCUAUGCAAAAGUUCUGAACUCCCAAGAAGCUCUGCAGCCAGUCCAUUAUGAGGAGAAGAACUGGUGUGAGGAGCAGUACUCUGGAGGCUGCUACACAACCUACUUCCCUCCUGGUAUCAUGACCCAGUAUGGAAGGGUUCUACGUCAACCAGUAGGCAGAAUUUUCUUUGCAGGCACUGAAACUGCCUCACACUGGAGCGGCUACAUGGAGGGGGCUGUGCAGGCUGGGGAGAGAGCUGCCAGAGAGAUUCUGCAUGCUGUUGGGAAGAUUCCAGAAGAUGAGAUUUGGCAGCCGGAACCAGAGUCUAUGGAUGUUCCUGCACAACCCAUUACAAGCACCUUCAUGGAGAGACACUUGCCUUCUGUGCCAGGCCUGCUAAAACUGCUUGGAUUGACCACCAUCUUUUCAGCAACAGCUCUUGGUUUCCUGGCCCACAAAAGGGGCAUGCUUAUGCGUUUCUAAAGAUGAGCCUUCCACAUACAGUCUUCUCAUUCUGUGUGGUAUGAAGGCUUUGGGAAGGGGUUGUUAUAAAAUCUUAAAAGACACAGAAAAUGAAGCAUAGUAACUUGUUUUCCAUUUUGGUUGCUUGUUAGCACCCCUACUGUGUUCUUCCCAUUUCCAUCAUUUCUGCCCUCUGAACUUUUAGAACAGAUACACAGACUUGCUCAAGUUCCUUGCUUGCUCACAACUUAACUGGCUGUGCAAAGUUUUUCUUUUUUUUCCAAAACUCAAUGGCUUUGUGCCUUUCUUUCUUCCUGUGUGUUAUGUCCUUACCUAUUCAAGUCCAUUGCAUUUGUGCUUACAAUUCUGUCUUGUCACAACUGGAGGACAUUAAAUACCACCUGAAGCUCAUCCUUUAUUUUAGAAUUGAAUAAACCAAAUGCAAUAGAGGUGAAACUUACUCCACAAGGUCUACAGUAAGCCCCCAGUAUUUGGGUGACUGGAGAGGAUACAAGUUGAUGCUUUCCCCACCUCCCAAGAUGUAUUUCCCAAUCAUCCUCUACCGUAUGCCAUCCGUAGUCACUGGUGGUUGUUUCUAUGUGGAUUUACUCUGUAUUAACUGGUAUCAUGCUACUCAGUAGAUAUCAUGUGGUUUUGCUAUUUUGUGGUGUAUUGCCAACUGAUUUUUAUUUUUCUUGAGGGUGGAAGUCUUAUCUUUCUCAUUCUUUUGUAUCCUCCAUUAUGCUCCCAUUCAUAGAUUAAGACACACUUAGGUAAUUAAAAAUAAAGCUGCUUCAUCA